AUGGCUCCGACCGCAACAAGAAGGAGAAGUUGUUACAGGCGGCGAGAGGUCGAAAGAGAUAGCAGCCUGGAAUCAUCGAUGGAGUUGCCUUGUAGUCACAUUGGCAGUAAUAGCAGUUCCAAUGAUUCAUCAUGCAGGAAUAGCACUACUGCUGAUAAAGAAGACAUAAACCGUGUAGAAGUUUUGCAGACUGGAUGUUCUACUCCGAAGGGGCAAAGGUUUAGAAUACCAGAUACGUUAACUUGUCCACCAGCUCCAAUGAAACCCAGAGUUGCUCCAAAGUUGUUGUCCAGAAGGUCUUCAGCUAUCACCUUCUUUGCUCCUCCAGAUAUAGACCUUUUCUUCUUUCUCGCAUUUCAGAACGUCUCAGCUUAA
Messenger RNA from Theobroma cacao (cacao), 375 nucleotides. The record is from RefSeq and is a predicted model, not a curated record. Lineage: Eukaryota; Viridiplantae; Streptophyta; Magnoliopsida; Malvales; Malvaceae.